Physeter macrocephalus (sperm whale) is the source of this 1028-nucleotide messenger RNA. Its product is annotated as cytoplasmic tRNA 2-thiolation protein 1-like. The annotation marks the transcript as partial. The transcript has a single exon. Gene Ontology annotation, molecular function: tRNA binding. The record is from RefSeq and is a predicted model, not a curated record. NCBI's taxonomy places the organism in Eukaryota, Metazoa, Chordata, Mammalia, Artiodactyla, Physeteridae. Gene Ontology annotation, cellular component: cytosolic tRNA wobble base thiouridylase complex; mitochondrion. Gene Ontology annotation, biological process: tRNA wobble position uridine thiolation.
GACACAACGCCGACGACAUGGCGGAGACGGUGCUCAUGAACUUCCUGCGGGGCGACGCGGGCCGGCUGGCGCGGGGCGGGGGCCUGGGCUCCCCGGGCGAGGGGGGCGCCCUGCCGCGCUGCCGCCCGCUGCAGCUGGCCUCGCAGAAGGAGGUGGUGCUGUACGCGCACUUCCGCCGCCUGGACUACUUCUCCGAGGAGUGCGUGUACGCGCCCGAGGCCUUCCGCGGCCACGCGCGCGAGCUGCUCAAGCUGCUGGAGGCGGCGCGGCCGUCGGCGGUGCUGGACCUCGUGCACUCGGCCGAGCGCCUGGCGCUGGCCCCGGCCGCGCGGCCCCCGCCCCCCGGCGCCUGCUCCCGCUGCGGGGCGCUGGCCAGCCGCGCGCUCUGCCAGGCCUGCGCCCUCCUGGACGGCCUGAACCGCGGCCGGCCCCGCCUGGCCAUCGGCAAGGGCCGCCGGGGGCUGGACGAGGAGGGGCCGCCGGGUGGCCGCGGGAGCCACAGCCGUCCGGACCCCCGACUUCGGAGCCCAUCCCCGGCUUCUAGAGACUCCAGUUCUCCGCUGGGAUCCGACGACGUGGGAGUGCGGGGCCGCCUGUAAAUGACACUGUGAAGGUACCCGAGUUACUUUAGCCCGGGCUUCGGCGUGAGGUUGGGAAGGGGUCGGAACCCCUUACCUGUGGUCCUGCAGAAGCCGGGGCUCUGCGCUCCUGGGGCUGCGGAGGACUCCUGGGUGCCUGGGGGACUCCUGGGCCUCAGAGAGGAGAGAAUUAAACAACUUUGCAUUCCUGAGCGAGUGGGAAUUAGGGGGCCUCUUGCCUGUACCUCUCUGGGGUUCUGGCCGUGCUCAGAUAGUCCUAACCCUUCUUGAGCGCCUGCGGUGCGCCUGAUGUUUCAUGUUUGCCUGCAGUGGGAUAAGCAAAACCAUGUAACUUGAUGGGCACGUCAGUUACAGCAGUCGUGAUGCUUCUGUGUGAGCGCUGUGUACGGGGCAGGCGCUGGAUCAUCUCGUUGCAUCCGCGCCACGAUC